Molecule: messenger RNA, 1630 nt
Organism: Cynoglossus semilaevis (tongue sole)
Lineage: Eukaryota; Metazoa; Chordata; Actinopteri; Pleuronectiformes; Cynoglossidae
Product: regulator of G-protein signaling 6-like
Exons: 15
Biological process (GO): G protein-coupled receptor signaling pathway; positive regulation of GTPase activity; regulation of G protein-coupled receptor signaling pathway
Cellular component (GO): cytoplasm; neuron projection
Molecular function (GO): GTPase activator activity
Source: RefSeq, a predicted model, not a curated record
GCCCCCCCUCCCCCUGUCUUCUUCUUCUUCACCCUCUCCUCUUCUCUCCCCUCUCCACCAAUUAUACCAUGAACCUGCCCGCUGCUUGUUGCUAAGGGGGGAGACCAGCCUGUGGGAGCUGCGGAGAGUGGACCAGGCUUUAUUUUGUUUCUAAGGACCAAGUGAAAAUGGCGGAGGGUUCCAGAGAUCAGGCAGCAGGGGGGGCCACAGAUCCUGAGGAGGACUCCCCGAAUAUGAUCGUCUACAGAAAGAUUGAAGACAUUGUUACACGAAUACAAGAUGAGAAUGCAGGCGGUGUAGCCAUCAGGACUGUCAAAAGCUUCCUGUCCAAAAUCCCCAGCGUGGUAUCAGGGGCCGACAUUGUUCAGUGGCUGAUGAAAAACCUCUCCAUUGAAGAUCCAGCCGAGGCCAUCCACCUGGGGAGUCUGAUCGCGGCGCACGGCUACAUUUUCCCCAUCUCUGACCACGUCCUGAUGCUCAAAGACGACGGAACACUUUAUCGCUUUCAGUCUCCGUACUUCUGGCCUUCCAACUGUUGGGAGCCUGAGAACACAGACUACGCCAUUUACCUGUGCAAGCGCACCAUGCAGAAUAAAGCCCGACUGGAGCUGGCUGACUACGAGGCUGAGAACCUUGCCAGACUGCAGAGGGCUUUCGCCAGGAAGUGGGAAUUCAUCUUCAUGCAGGCGGAGGCUCAAGUGAAAAUCGACAGGAAGAAGGACAAGGCAGAGAGGAAGAUCCUGGACAGCCAGGAGAGAGCCUUCUGGGAUGUCCACCGGCCAGUGCCAGGCUGUGUCAACACCACAGAAAUGGACAUCCGUAAGUGCCGAAGGGAGAGGAAUCCACACAGAGUGAAAAAGUCAGUAUAUGGAGUACCAGACGACGGCCAGAGUCAGCCCAGUCCCAUCCACAGCAGCUCACAGCCCAGCAGGAAGCCCACCAAAGAGGAUGUCCAGAAGGAGAUUACCUUCUUAAACAACCAGCUGGACAGACACUGUAUGAAAGUCUCCAAAGUGGCCGACAGCCUCAUGAGCUACACGGAGCAGUUCGCGGAAUACGACCCCUUUGUGUCAACCACAGAACCCUCCAACCCCUGGAUUAGUGACGACACUGCCUUCUGGGAUUUAGAAGCCAGUCGUGAUCCCAGCCAGCAGCGGGUGAAAAAAUGGGGCUUCUCUUUAGAGGAGGCCCUGAAAGACCCGGCAGGACGAGACCAGUUUCUGAAAUUCGUGGAGUCAGAGUUCAGCUCAGAGAACCUGCGGUUCUGGAUGGCAGUGCAGGAUCUGAAGCGACGACCUCUCCAGGAGGUGUCGGCCAGAGCCCAGGAGAUCUGGCAGGAGUUUCUGGCUGAGGGAGCACCAAGCUCCAUAAACCUGGACUCCCAUAGCUACGAGCGCACCAGCCAGAACCUUAAGGACCCGGGUCGAUACAGCUAUGAGGACGCUCAGGAGCACAUAUUCCAGCUAAUGAAAAGUGACAGCUAUGCACGCUUUUUGCGAUCCAACAUCUACCAGGACCUGCUGUUGGCCAGGAAGAAGGUGAGCUACACUCAUUCGACCAGAAAUGUCUCUUUCUCACUGUACAGCAUUGAUAUGAAUAUGUUUUACUAUGAAAGUAUUUUUCUGAAAAA